Fusarium redolens is the source of this 618-nucleotide messenger RNA. RefSeq lists its product as uncharacterized. The record is from RefSeq and is a predicted model, not a curated record. Lineage: Eukaryota; Fungi; Ascomycota; Sordariomycetes; Hypocreales; Nectriaceae. Bases 1 to 618 code for a protein of 205 amino acids. The transcript is spliced from 5 exons.
AUGCAUUUGCUUCCGCCUGAUGUCGCGGCUCAGAACAAAGGCCCUGCUAUGAUGGCAGUUAUGUAUUCAUUCACCGCCCUUUCAUCCCUCACUGUCGGGUUCGUAUUCACCUACGUAGGCUGCUGGACGGCCGCCAUUUUAGCCGGUAGCGGCCACCACCAGGCGACUCUGACUGUCGCCGAAUUCGAUCGUUCUGUAUUCUUCCUAAUGAUCGGCAUGGUCCCAGGCGUGCUGUCGCUCGCGCUACCCAAGUUCGCUGUCGUCAAUCUACUCAUCAAGAUCCUCUUCCCAUCACCCCGGCACGUCCGGUUGCUUUGGGGCCUCGCAAUCGCAAACCUUUGCCGUAGCUCGACUGCCAUAAUCGUGUAUUCGGUUGUUGUGGGAUUACUAUGGUCAUUACACAUUCAUCUGAAAAAGAAACUGGCCCUUAGCGUAGCCCUUGGCUUCGGUGCUUGGUUGGUAUACUGCCGCGAGCUCCUCCCUGUUAAAUCUCGACGCGGACUGAGAUCUUGUCUUAGUGCUGGCUGUGCUGCUAUACGCAAGGUCACGACAGUUCUAGGUAUGGGAGACGAGAUUUUUGUCCGCGCCCCGUCCAUCGUCUUUGAGUCGAAUAAGUGA